Molecule: messenger RNA, 1539 nt
Organism: Tilletiaria anomala UBC 951
Lineage: Eukaryota; Fungi; Basidiomycota; Exobasidiomycetes; Georgefischeriales; Tilletiariaceae
Exons: 2
Coding region: 188-1414 (408 amino acids)
Biological process (GO): regulation of DNA-templated transcription
Molecular function (GO): zinc ion binding; sequence-specific DNA binding
Source: RefSeq, a predicted model, not a curated record
CAUUAUCAUCAGCACGAGCAGGAGCACGCCCAUCAGCGGCAGGCCCAUCUUCCAGCAUGGCCCUCGGCGGCUUCGAAGGACGAUUCGCACCACGGCGACAACGAGCAGCGGCGACGGACAUUGCAAGAGGUAGGCGGGGCCUAUUACUUCCCUUCUGUUCCCAGGGCUUGUCAAUCACAUCUCUCCAAUGGUGUAUUGCUUUCCCUUCCAGAUCUACGCUCUCUCUCACGAGAUCUGCGCUGUUGCUGCCGCUCACAUGGCGCACGACAGCAAGCCUUGCACACUGCAGGUACAUGACCUGCUAGACGGCUGUCUUCGAGGCUAUGACCUGCUUCAGACCCUCAUCUCGGAACCGGACAACCAGGCCUCCAAGGGCCCUUUCUCUUCCAACGCCAUGACGUCAGGCAACGGUCAAGACGUCGACAGCAGAUUAAAAAUGCACAUCAAGCUGCCCCCCAUCACGACCUUCUACCGCGCAGCUGCAGAUGCCCAAUUAUCCUUACCGACACCAUCGAAGAGUCCGAUGGCGCAUAAUCUCACCGCUCUGUCACCCGCUGCGUCGUCUACAUGCUUGCACGCAUCGCCGCGCCUCUUCGUCGACCCUGACAGUAACGGUGGUAGCGAUGGUGGCCGCCUCAGCUUGCCAGCAGCCGGGGCUUCCUCUGUUGCAGACUCGCGCUCGCUACGAGCUGCCAUCGCCAAUACGCCGGUGCUCGUGUCGCCGCUCACUGCGUCGGUACCAUCGUCCGUCGCCUCUUGGGCCUCAUACCAGUCUCAGCAGCACAUCCAGCCUCAUGCGGCUGCUGGCGUCAAGCGACGCGGUCGCCCGCGUGCGCGCUCUGCGGUCGAGUACCUCACCGCGAACGCCAACGGUAGGGUGAGGAGCACACAGGCAUACUACUCUUCGAGCGUAAGCGGCAACAACAGCAGCAAAAGCACCACUACCAGCACCGGCAGCAUCGGCUCAGCCGCUGCAGAUACCAAGACCAACAGCGGCGGUAGCAGUAGCAAAAAGAGGGGUCCCCCUGUAUACGCCAAGCGCUGUCGAAGACCGGCCGAGGUGUGCUGUGAGUGCUGCCGGGCUGACGACUCUCCCGAGUGGCGCAAGGGGCCUUCGGGCCCGCGCACGCUCUGCAACGCCUGCGGACUGCACUACUCCAAAUUGAUCAAGAUCGAUCGUGAGCGUCAGCAGCUGCCGAUGAAGGGAGACGUGUGCAAACGAAAGGAGAAGAUGGAGCAGGAAACAGAAGAUGAAGGGAUGCUUCGAAAUGGCAGCGGAAGCAAUUGCGGCAGUGAAAGUAUUUGCAACGAAGGUGGCGCUCGACGCGAGCCUCGCGUCAUCACGCUCGAAGAGCUAAGACAUGCGGUUAGGGAUAUGGCACAGGCUGCUCACUCUCUGCUGUCGCCUCCAUGAGACUUUUUCGUCGCAUUCGCACGACCCCAAUUUUUUUGUUAUAUCCCCUCGCAGCAUUCACACUUAUAUAUUCGCGCUUUCAUUGUUGUAUUCAUUAUCACCGGGCAUCGAUAUACUUGGAUCAU